UUUCAUUACGCACUUAUCUAACGACGAGCGCGCGUACUUGAUAUAUAAGUUCGAUUCGUUGCCGUCCAUCUGUUGGUUUUCGUGUGUCGUGCGGAACUGAUGCUCGGGGGUUCAUCAGUCACCAGAUUUAAGCCUGUUAUUUUGUCGCUGUGCUCCUUGAUAAAACUAUUACGUAAACAAGCGCUGCGGAGUUUUUGUGGCUGUGUGUUUAAUUGCAUACUAAGUAGAGUUAAUUAACAACUUGUUUGCACAUUAUAUUGCCGCGCAGAAUCAUGACGAGCUUAUUAGAACAAGUCAAAGGACAUUCAAGGUCGUCCUCAAGUUCGCGAGAGUUCCGCGAAAAGACCAAACAGGAUGCGCUCAACAAUCUUAAUAAGGAACUCAACAAGUUGGCGGAUAUGGCGCCGCCAGCCCAGCGCGAACUUGUCCACAAAGAAAUGCAAGGAUUUUCGGAUUUGUUUGAGCGUUUUCUAGCUGAAGAAGGUCCUUCUGUGCAAUGGGACCGCAUGGAGAAGUUACCUGACGGUGCUGUUCGGAAUUAUCAAACACUAGAAGUGCCCACUACUGACCUGGUGCAUCAGAUGUUGCAGAAAUUGGUUGUGGUGAAACUUAAUGGCGGUUUGGGUACUUCCAUGGGUUGCCACGGACCGAAAUCAGUCAUCACCGUGAGGAAUAACUUAACUUUUCUGGAUUUGACCGUCCAACAAAUCGAACAUUUAAACAAAACGUAUAAAGUCAACGUGCCAUUGGUUCUCAUGAACUCAUUCAACACCGACGAGGAUACGGAAAAGAUCAUACGAAAAUACAAGAAUCUCCAAGUGGAGAUUCAUACGUUUAGUCAAAGUUGCUAUCCGCGUAUCAACCGCGAAACCUUACUGCCGAUUACAAAUGGUUAUGAUAUUGAAAAAGACGUGGAGGCUUGGUAUCCGCCUGGUCAUGGUGAUUUCUAUAAAAGUUUCCAGAACUCUGGAUUGUUGAGGAAGUUUAUUGAAAACAAUCGGGAAUAUUGUUUCAUUUCCAAUAUUGAUAACUUGGGUGCAACUGUGGAUAUGCAGAUUUUGAACAAGUUGCUCAAUCCUGCACAGGAGUCAAAGCAUGAGUUUGUGAUGGAGGUGACGGAUAAAACACGCGCUGAUGUUAAAGGUGGUACUUUGAUUCAGUACGAGAACAAAUUGCGAUUGCUUGAAAUCGCGCAAGUUCCAAAAGAACACAUUGAUGAUUUCAAAUCGGUUAAAACAUUCAAGUUUUUCAAUACGAAUAAUAUUUGGGCUAAACUCAGUGCAAUUGAACGUGUUCUCAACGAAAAGACAUUGAACAUGGAGAUUAUCACCAACGACAAGACCAUUAAACACAAAGGUAAUAAUUUGAACGUUAUUCAGCUGGAAACAGCCGUGGGCGCUGCGAUGAAAGUCUUCGAGAAUGCAAUCGGUAUCAACGUACCACGCAGUCGUUUCCUGCCCGUUAAAAAGACCUCUGACCUGUUGCUUGUUAUGAGCAACUUGUAUAGCAUGCGAAAUGGUUCGUUGGUGAUGUCCCCGCAGCGUAUGUUCCCUACUACGCCACUAGUCAAACUCGGCGAUAAUAACUUCUCUAAAGUGAACGAUUUUCUCAAUCGCUUCGCGAAUAUUCCGGAUCUCAUCGAGUUGGACCAUCUGACCGUUUCGGGUGAUGUAACAUUCGGACGCAGUGUCAGCUUGAAGGGCACAGUUAUCAUCAUUGCGAACCACGGCGAUCGGAUUGAUAUUCCAUCCGGGGCUUUACUGGAGAAUAAAAUCGUGUCGGGCAAUUUGCGAAUUUUGGAUCACUAGCUUGUCUAGCAGUAGGAGUGGUAGUAAUUACUGUAAAGGUAAGGUAAUAACAAAUGUAAAUUGAGAUUAUGGUAAAUGUGAACGCAUCCAAUGCGAAAGUGUUAUAUGACUCAGCUGUAAGCUAGUCACAAAAAUAUAUUUUUUAUAUGAGUCUAUAAA
Molecule: messenger RNA, 1967 nt
Organism: Dalotia coriaria
Lineage: Eukaryota; Metazoa; Arthropoda; Insecta; Coleoptera; Staphylinidae
Product: UTP--glucose-1-phosphate uridylyltransferase-like
Exons: 4
Coding region: 273-1808 (511 amino acids)
Biological process (GO): UDP-alpha-D-glucose metabolic process; glycogen metabolic process
Cellular component (GO): cytoplasm
Molecular function (GO): UTP:glucose-1-phosphate uridylyltransferase activity
Source: RefSeq, a predicted model, not a curated record